Molecule: messenger RNA, 2113 nt
Organism: Calliphora vicina (urban bluebottle blowfly)
Lineage: Eukaryota; Metazoa; Arthropoda; Insecta; Diptera; Calliphoridae
Gene: Tango10
Product: transport and golgi organization 10
Exons: 4
Coding region: 196-1743 (515 amino acids)
Molecular function (GO): protein binding
Source: RefSeq, a predicted model, not a curated record
CCAAAUAGAAUCCCAGUAAAAUUUGUAAAGUAUAGAAACAUUUUUACCAUAAAUCGUAAGCAAAUAAUUAAUGCCAUGUAACAGGAGUUUGAGUAUUCUAAAAAGUUUAUCCAUAAAUUUCUAAUAAGAAAAAGUCAUCUCAAACUCACUGGAACAAAAUUGAGAACAGAUUUUUGCAGUUUCGAUUGAUUGGAAAUGGAGAAAAUGUCCUCAGAUAUGGGUUCAUCUAGUGGGAACAGUAGUAGUGGUGGAGAUGACGAGGUAUUACCCUCUAUUAUUGAAAUGGAUGACCAAUCCCAGGAACGUUCAAUAAGUUUGCGUGUAAUGAAUAAUUCAAGCAGUGUCCUAAAGAAAAUUGCCAAUCUGUAUGCGGAACAAUUAAUGUCGGACAUUAUAUUGGUGGUGGGUGACCAACAGUACCCGGCCCACCGUGUUAUCCUAUGUGCCAGUAGCGAUGUGUUCCAAGUCAUGCUUAUGAAUCCCGAGUGGAAUGAGUGUCGAAAGCACGUCAUCGAAUUGGUUGAGGAACCAUGCUGUGAGGCUGUAUUUCCACAAUUUCUCAAAUAUUUAUAUGUGGGUAAAAUCAAUAUAUCCCUUAACACCGUAAUGCCCAUGCUGGCAUUGGCCCAUAAAUACAAUGUGCAAGAUUUGGUGGAACUCUGUGUCCAAUAUAUGACGAAACAUACAGCUAAGGCAGCUACUCAAGGAUUUCUAGUUUCCUGGCUUCAAUACACAAUUGCCUUUAGUCCUCAGCACAAAGAGUUAACGGAGGCCCUAAAACGUUUUCUCAAAUGGAAUUUAGAAAUUGUGUCCGAAUCCAAAGAUUUUAUGGAACUUGAUGUUACGGUUAUGGCCAUACUAUUGCAACAAAAUGAUUUGGUGGUGCGCAGUGAAUACAAACUAUUUGUGAUUUUGGAAAAUUGGUUGCUACAACGUAAAGAUCUACUGGAUAAUGACGACAGCUUAACAGAUGUGGAAAAGCAUGAUCAUUUCAUACAACUUAUAGAACAAACGGUUAUUCAUAUAAGAUUUGCCAUGAUGACUACUCGCGAAUUAGCUCAUUUAUUAAUUUUUCCUUUGUUGGAAUACCACAAAGAAUUCAUCGUUCAGCAUAUGGCCAUUGGUAUGUCGUACCAAUCGGGCCAGGAGGAACGUGUAAAAGAGGUGCGUAACUCUUUGGAUGGUUGUCUACAAUUUACACCACGUCUCUAUUCGAACGACACGUGGAGUAUCAGUAAAGUAGUGAACAAUUUCGACUUGAUUGACAAAUAUAGUAAUUAUGUGACAUGUUUCUUUACACCGGGGAAUAUUGCUGAGACUGAAGACGAACAACCAAUAACAUGGGAAGUGGAAUUCUUUCCUCGUGGUAUCAAAUACAAUAAAGCCAAAAUGGUGUGGGGCGAAGACGUCCCGGAAGUCUCUCUUAAUACGGUGCGAGUAAGAGUGACUUGUAAACAUUUACAAGUAAAUGAAAAACGUUUUAAAAUUGCUUGUCUUAUAACUGGCGUACAAAAUAAAAUCGAUCAUAUUCUAACUUUGCAUGAACGAACCGAAUACUUUAGUGGUGAGCAACGUGUUGUUAACUUAGAUAAUUUAAUACCUUUCGAUGAAUUGGCAUUAUCUUCCAUUAAUCUAUCCCCCCAUUUGGUGGGACCAAAUCGUAAUAACUUGGAAUUACACGUCAUAAUUGUACCAAUGGGUCCCUAUACUUGCCGUGAUACUCCCUCUUUUGAUUUUAAAUAAAGUUUCGUUUCACUUAGACGUUUAUUUUAUUGAAUACCAAACUACUCCCCACCCCUUUCCUCCAACCAACUCUUGCUAAUAUUUACUCUACACAUGUAAUAUGUAAUCAAAUGAUCUUUUUUCAAAUAUUCCUUUUUUCCCCUAUAUUGUUUUAAGAUAUUAUUAUUUUUAUUUUUGGGUUGUUUCACAGCUAUUGAUAAUAUUAAGUUGUAUAUUAUGUUUACCUUUUAUUUAAUUGUUAUUAUUUUCGUAAAUUUACAAUGAUUUCGGUAUAAAAUCACUUUAGUUUUGUAAUAAAUAUGAAAUUGUAUUAAAUUGAAUUCAAUCGACUGCUAAAAUAAAUACAUACAUAUAACGUUUUAUGAAAAAA